AUGGUAUUCAAUUAUAUACACAACAGCAUAAGUUCUCUACUAUCUUCAGAUCACCGUUCAUUUGGUCACACAGGUAACCACAGAAAUAGUAACUCUGCUAGUUCCACUGUAUCGUCUGUCGUUGAUCACGUAGUGGGUGGCCAUCAGUGUCACAGGGAACAUCGUCAUGAACGGAUCGCUUUAAGAAGGGAACACAGAGCGGAGCGUAGGGAACUGCACAGGGAGCACCGCCUCGAGAGCAUCAAACUUCCCAGGAGAGGAAACCUCCCAGGGAACGACCACGACCAACACAAUGACCACAAUCACGAUUACCGCAACCAGAACCAUCGUCAUCGUCAUGGUUGUGGCCAUGGUUGUGGCCAUGAACCCGACAACCUUCAACACGACCGAUACACACCCUCCUCUUGGCCAUCCUCAACCUCCUCAACAACGACAUGCACUGCGGCUGCUGUCGGUAGUUCCAUGGACUGCUCGUCGCAACAAAGAACACAACCAGCAGUGCAUCAUCAAUACCGUGAAGAUGAUAUCGGAAGUGUUACACCCCCUCCCUAUACUGUCAGAGCUACAGAAUAUCACUACAAGAGAUGA
Molecule: messenger RNA, 588 nt
Organism: Maudiozyma barnettii
Lineage: Eukaryota; Fungi; Ascomycota; Saccharomycetes; Saccharomycetales; Saccharomycetaceae
Exons: 1
Coding region: 1-588 (195 amino acids)
Source: RefSeq, a predicted model, not a curated record